UCCCCAAACAGAAGCGUGGAGAAGCAUCUCCCCCAUCCCGAUCCAUCCCCGCCGCCGCCUGCGCCCUUCCCAGCGCCGCCCCUCUCCCCGCCGCCGCCUGCGCUCUUCCCCUGCGCCAACUCUCUACCCCCCGCCGCCCUUCCCCAUCCCCGCCUGCUCCCUUCCCCACCGCCGCCGGCGUGCCCUCGCUUCGCCGCGCCGAUCUCCUCCGGCCCCACAGCACCUAGCCGCGGAGCUCCUCCGCUCCCCGCGUCACUCCCCACUGCGCCCAAGCUGGACCAUGUUGAAGGCUUGAAGCAAUCUUUACAUUUGGUUCUUGCGUAAUUGAAGAAAAUGAAAGAAGGAAGAGAAGAAGGAUUAUAUCAGUAGAACUCUUUUAUGCAAUAAUUUUGUGUUAAGAAAAGCAACAGUGACCUAUCCCACUUGGUGAAAUGCCUUGUUACUAUGACGUAGAUGACAUCCUCAUGGAGGAGGAGUCUAUUUCGGUUGUUUUUCAAGUAACUGCAAACGGCGUUGGCCUGCUAGAUCCUGGUGCUGAAAGGAACACUGUUGACAAGGGUGCUAAGGUAGACCUUCCAUUUUGGCUUGCGCACGGGAUGCUGUCUCUAGAACAAGCGGUGUCAAUAAGCGUACCUCUGUGCUUCACCCAGAAAACUCGGAAGGAGAUCCAAGCUGAUGCAGCCUGUGUUGAUUUGAGGAUCCGGUGUCCUUACUUUUAUGAGCUCGGAUGCAAGAUUGUUCCUUUGGUGAGUGACAAGAGCAUUGGCCAGUUCUUGCGCUAUGCAUUUACCAGUAGAUACAGGGAGAUACUAAGCAAAUCACACAGUUCUUCCACAAUGACAGUGCCCAAGUUUGUCCCACGCCUUACAAAAGAAGAAACCCAAGUGUUUGAGUCCGCAAGGGAAUCGAUGGCCGCUUUCAAGAAAUGGCGUGUUGGUGGUGCAAGGCUGCAGAAGGCAUCCAUUCUUGGCAGGAAGAGGAAGACAAAGCUGCCUGAUGGGCCUUCUACCCCUUGAACUAUAUUUACGUUGGCUGGAAUGAGAGCUCUUGAGCAGUGACCUGAUAUAUGUGCGCUCGUCGGUCUGGUACUUGAGGAAAACCAAGAAGAUGUGAAAGCAAUGUUUGUCUGAGAUCAGACAUAUGUGUAUCCUAAUUCCUAUCUCGUGGUGGUUGGACAUGCACGUUGUCUGGCUGCAAAUCUCAUGCUCGAAGUCGAAGGUCUUCUUGCUUGCUUAUAAUCUGACCAAUAUUAAGUAGAACAUUGCACUAGAGCUGCACAGGUCAUUUUAGAAAUUGGUUAGUUUUUACCAUGAACCGAACAUGCUCUAGUUUGUAUGGGAAAGAACUGGAGAAACAAUGCAGCAACAGUGUAAUUCUUAUGUUUUAACGGUAGCUCGACUUAUGCUACGAUCAGACAUUCAGACUACAGGGCUACAGGCUAUUGAUCCUUAGUUUAUAUCUAUACAUGUCAUAUCUACAUCAAUUGCAAUCCUCGAAGGUUUGCGAAAAUAAUAUAAUCCCUUUUUCUCUCAA
Messenger RNA from Brachypodium distachyon (stiff brome), 1533 nucleotides. RefSeq names its product probable DNA replication complex GINS protein PSF3. Lineage: Eukaryota; Viridiplantae; Streptophyta; Magnoliopsida; Poales; Poaceae. The transcript has 8 exons. The coding region runs from base 432 to 1016 and encodes 194 amino acids. Gene Ontology annotation, cellular component: GINS complex. The record is from RefSeq and is a predicted model, not a curated record. Gene Ontology annotation, biological process: mitotic DNA replication initiation.